Messenger RNA from Scylla paramamosain (green mud crab), 1278 nucleotides. It is a transcript of the gene Prosalpha7, whose product is annotated as proteasome subunit alpha type-3-like. Gene Ontology annotation, cellular component: synapse; proteasome core complex; proteasome core complex, alpha-subunit complex. The coding region runs from base 138 to 902 and encodes 254 amino acids. Gene Ontology annotation, biological process: proteasomal protein catabolic process; ubiquitin-dependent protein catabolic process. The transcript is spliced from 7 exons. The record is from RefSeq and is a predicted model, not a curated record. NCBI's taxonomy places the organism in Eukaryota, Metazoa, Arthropoda, Malacostraca, Decapoda, Portunidae.
AAAUUUGAAGUAAAGGAUUGACGAAAACGCUGCUAUCAGGUCGACGGUCUGCAGAGUGACAACACCGGGACCGUUCUGUGGAUUGUUUACUCCAGUGGUACUUGUUCUCCGACGGCUUGCUGUGAAAGAGGGACAUCAUGAGUUCAAUUGGUACCGGGUAUGACUUGUCAGCGUCACAGUUCUCGCCUGAUGGACGUGUGUUCCAGGUUGAAUAUGCCCAAAAAGCUGUGGAGAACAGUGGGACAGCCAUUGGCCUGAGAUGCAAAGAUGGUGUUGUGUUUGCUGUUGAGAAAAUCAUCACAUCAAAGCUGUAUGAACGAGGGGCCAACAAGCGAAUUUUUACCAUUGACACACACGCAGGCUUGGCUUCAGCUGGGCUGUUAGCAGAUGCUCGAGCUGUUGUUGAUGUGGGACGAGCAGAAGCAGCUAAUUAUCGAGCUGAGUAUGGAAGACCCAUCCCUUGUAAGUUCCUGGCAGAGCGAAUCAGUUCCUACCACCACGCCUACACCCUUUAUUCUGCUGUGAGGCCCUUCGGCUGCUCUGUCAUGAUUGGAGUUUAUGAUGAAGAUGGACCACAGAUGUACUUAAUUGAUCCCUCAGGAAUGUGCCAUGGAUACUGGGGAUGUGCAAUUGGUAAAGCUAAGCAGAAUGCAAAAACUGAAAUUGAGAAAUUGAAAUUGAAGGAUAUGACCUGCAAAGAACUUGUCAAAGAGGCUGCCAAAAUUAUUUACCUUGUCCAUGAUGAAGUAAAGGACAAGAUGUUUGAAAUGGAACUGUCUUGGGUGUGUGAGGAGUCUGGAGGCCGCCAUCAGUUUGUCCCUGAUGCCCUUUACAAGGAGGCGGAGCGGUAUGCUAAGGCUGCUCUUGAGGAGGACUCCUCUGAUGAGGAUGAGGAGAUGUAAAGUGGUGUACAAAUAAACUUUUUAAUAAGGUUCAUGGCUUCAACUGAACUGUGGCUACUUUUUAUUAUGUGUGUUGCCAUGCAUAGUAACAAAUCAUUGUGUGCUUCAGUGUUUCUUACAGUGUAACACUGUGCCUUUAGGAAGUGUUUGAUGUGCUUAAUAGAAUGUUUUUUUUGAGGCACUGAGUCAUGUGGUGACAUGUGAAAUUAGGAACUUUGAUUAUUCAAAAGAGAGAUGAAAAUGUUUGUUGCAUUUAAGAAUGUAAAACAGCUGAGAGAAAGGAAGACAUUAUAUCCAUCACGUGAAGCACAUGAUUUUUGUAUGGUGUAAUACAUCCAGGAAAUUAUUGUUACAAAAUAUUAAAGCUCCUUUUGAA